GCAUCCAAGGGCUCUUUGAUUUCGCUGCGCGAUUUCCCUUCCAAAUACACGAAUCGAAUCUUCGACCGAUAUGGCUUUUUUCAUUUUUCUAAAAUCCGCGGACACAUAUGGUUGGUUGGACGAUUGGAAAAUAGAAAACAGGAGCCACAGUUUCCGACACCCUAAUCAAUUGUGACAAAUGUGUCAAAACGACGUAUCCUCCUGUCAAAAUGGCAUGAGUGACAUGAAUUUCGGCCAAACAUAACCGCCACAAAAUUAAGAAUGUCCAAACCUCGGAAUCAAACUGUGAUCAUCCCUGCAGAUCAAGUCGUACCUGACGAAGCUCUAGUCAUAGAAAUACCCAAAACGUUGAGGAACAAGCCGGUCGUUAUAGCCCGAGCAAAAGAGGGAUCCCAGACGAGAAAUUGUUGCGAUGCCACCGACUACUCCAUGUUCCUGAGCAACGUCCAGAGCUCAAAAUCGGCACCUGGGAUCAUGGCUGGAGGUGUUUACGUUAGUUCUUACUCGCAGCACGAAGAUCAGUCAAUAUCCCGACCUCAUCCUGGAACACCUCCUUCACAUCAAAUGCCUACUUACUCGCAGACUAUAGCAGGUUCAGACAGGCAGUGCGGGAAUUUGACGGCGAAUAUCUUCAUGCAGACACCGAAAAAGCAGACUGCUGCUAUCACUACUUCUACGGAGUCUUUUGGUGAAUUCAACAAAUCAAUGAUAAUGGACAGGGACAGUGAUGAUGAAGACAACAAAGUCAAAACGAAGGGAAAGACGAAAGAGAAAGAUGUGCAAAUAUCGCCUCCAACUGCGAGUGAUAAGUUUUUCGAAAAUCUGACGAAAGCAAUUUUCACAAGUCCGAAACCUGAUGACUAUCAGACACUCUGCAUGAAAUGCUGUGAACAGGAACAGAACGCACCCCCAUCAAUUCCGAGAAGCCCAUCACCACCUGCACUGAUAUCUAGUACUCUUACGGACGACUGCGGGAGAUAUUGCUCCAAAGAAAGGUUAGAACCACCACCAGCACCAAUAUGUCCUCCGCGACCCUCAGCCGUCCCUUACAAGCCCUCAGUUCCAAACACUUCGCUAGCAGAUUCUAGCAAAGUUCAUUGCAGCAAGUGCUGCGCGUUAGCCGCUGGAAAUCUCCCUCUGACUACUGGACAUUUUAAAUGUAUACCAUCCAGUUCACAUCAUCGUCCUCCCAAGGAUGACGCACCAAGUCUUCUGACAGUGGAGGAGCUGGAACGUAUAAAGACGAAGUUCCUAGAGGCCAAGAUCAAGCUCAGCAACCUCAUCAAAUGUACCACACCACGCCAGGCUCAGUCAGCCAAUCCAAUAGGAUGUUCUGGAGGACAAAGCUUCAAAAAUGUUGCCACUCCUGUGUCGUCCGAUACAAGCGGACCUUGCCCGAUUUGUCAAGAUGCUGUGCAGGGGCCAUCGCAACAUAUUUGUCGCAGAUAAAAUAAAGUCAACUACGCUGUAAGAAAUUGAUUAUAAAUGUGAUAUGUUAAACUUAAAAAUAAAGUUAGAUACAGAAUCGUAAGUAUAAAUACAAAGAAA
Acanthoscelides obtectus is the source of this 1548-nucleotide messenger RNA. The record is from the annotation of a GenBank genome assembly. NCBI's taxonomy places the organism in Eukaryota, Metazoa, Arthropoda, Insecta, Coleoptera, Chrysomelidae.